Molecule: messenger RNA, 1590 nt
Organism: Danio rerio (zebrafish)
Lineage: Eukaryota; Metazoa; Chordata; Actinopteri; Cypriniformes; Danionidae
Source: RefSeq, a predicted model, not a curated record
AUUAGGGCGUUUUGUUAUUAUGUUUGUGUGUGUUUGUGUGACAGUUGGAGCAGAUGAGGAAUGAGCUGAUGCAGGAGAGAGCCAGCAGACAGGAUGUGGAGUGUGACAAGAUCUCCCUGGAGAGACAGAAUAAAGAUCUGAAGAGCAGGAUUGCUUAUCUGGAAGGAUCUCACAAGCCUAGUAAGGAUGGACUGGUGUCCCAACUGGAAACCCGCAUCCAGGAACUGGAGGAGAGACUGGAAGGAGAAGAGAGGGAUCGAGCUAACCUGCAGCUGGCAAAUCGACGUCUUGAGCGGAAGGUGAAAGAAAUGAUGAUGCAGGUGGAUGAAGAGCAUCAUUCACUGCAGGAUCAGAAAGAUCAGCUGAACCUGCGUCUGAAGGCUCUGAAGAGGCAGAUGGAUGAGGCGGAGGAGGAGAUCGACCGACUGGAGCACAGCAAAAAGAAACUGCAGAGAGACCUGGAGGAGCAGCAGGAGGCCAACGAACAGCUCCAGAGUCAGCUCAAAACACUGCGCACUGAGAUGAGGCGUAAGAACAACUCUGCACAAGUCCUGAAUGCAGAUGAUGACGACGAUGAUGAUGACAUCAGCACUGAUGGCGAGACUUAUUUCAGCUCUUCCUCCGGCUACAAGCGCUCCAGCAGUCAGGAUGGCAUCAUCUCCAGUUUCUCAAUGUGAAAACCGUACCGCAAACUGCAAAGGAGGUAUAACGAAAUGCGGAGUUAUGAACUCCUUGCCACUAUUUCAUGAAACCAUGAGUCCACUCCUAAUGCCUUUUCCCCUCAUGAUGAUAUAUUUUUGCUAGAUUUUUGUACAAGUAAUAUUUUAUGUGCGCAGCCCUAUUAGAUACUGUAUAUCACUGUAUAUUUUCUUAAAAGACAGUGCGUGUCAAAUGUGUUUGUCUUGUGAAACAUCAUUCCACUGAAUCCACUGGCAUAAACAAAGCUAAAAUGAUCAUUUGACUAUCCGGAAUGUGAAGGACUGACAGAUCUGAAGACUAAUUCUACAAUAGCAAGGGAAGUAUGUAUGAGGGAAUUUUUAUAUGUAUCAAAACACAGUUAUGGCCAACAGAUUUUUUUACUGAAUGGACAAGCAGAUUUUUUGUACUAUUCAUAUCAAUGUAUUCAUAAGCUGCUUCCACUCCUGUACAAUUAAAACAAUCACAUUUAACAUUAUUCCAAACACAAGCGCCUUGAAAAUGUACAAAGAUGUUAAGCCGAAACUGAAACUGUACACCUGAAAUGUUACAUUGUAUCCACACAUUUAUGUUUCCAGGACUUUCAUUCCUUUCUGAAACACAAAACAGUGUUAUGGAUCAAACCAUAUGAGCCUGUAAUAUUGUAGAAAACAUUCCUUAUGCAAUACCUUGUAUAUUACUGUUCUGACAAUCACCCUUUAAACAACACUGUGAUGAUUUGCACUGUAUGUUGAAGUGAACUCUUUGUGUGUCCGGUGCUUAAAUGUUGUGUAAUGGAACAAUAGCACUAUUAUUAGUCAUUAGUGCAUUUUUUUUAAGGUUCAAAAUGAAUCCUGCCUCUACCUCUCUAUACACACACACACACACACACACACACACACACACACACACACA